UGCUAGUUUAGUAAAUAAUAAUAACCUAUUUAUUAUCACAAAAAUAUUUCUUGAUUUACAAUCGUUAAUUUUAAAUUGUGCGUUUGGUGAAUAGUUUGGUCAACUAAAUUUGUUUUUAACAUUUUUCUUCACAACAUUUUUGACUUUUUUACCCGUAUUAAUAACUAAUUAUUUUAAGUUAGUUAAAACAUAUAUAAAUAUACGACGUUUUGAGUAAAAGUGGCAAUUCGUCCGUCUGUUAACAUAAAUCGAUUCCUAAAACUUAUCGAUUAUUUCAAUAUCCAAGACAACCUCCAUCACUAGUACUGUCAGUGUCAACCAACUGUAACUGUCAAUAUUCAAACGUGAAAGCGACGGUGACGCUACGCUAACGUCUUUUCGACCUCGUCGCUCGUAGCAACUCAGUUUUGUGUACUAAAAACAUUUUUAAUGUUUAUUACGCUGAUAUUUAACGGAUUUAAGAAUUAUAUGCGUGUUUCAUCUGGUUUCAAGAAGCUUGUGUUAUUUAAAAUUUUAAAUUUCAUCCGCAAAAAUGUCUGACGACAGCGAUGCACAGACGUGCCAAGUACUUGGCAAUGAAAUAAAAGCGUUACAAUCACAAUGCAAGGAGUUAUGUUACAUUAUCGACAACAACGAACCUAUGGACAUAAGGACCAUUCAUUCCCAUAAUGUCAACGAAAAGAAAUUGUGUAGCAUUGACAGUCUGGGUAAGCACAUCCAAAACGAAGAAACACCGAUUAUUACUGAUAGCAAUGUGAACACUAGUACAUUUUUGAGUGAAAUAAAAGAGAAACUGGUCCAAGUAGAAGAGCUUCAAGCGUUUACAGCAGGUGCAGUACAAGAUGUGUACAGAGAAUGUAACAGAUUAAAAGCAAGCAUAAAGAUAGUCCAGGAGGCUAAGUCACGGCCAUGGGCAGGCCGGCGCCAAGUAAAGCCGGAGCACUUGCAGCACGCCAAACAACGCUUCCAUGACAUGAAAACAGUGCUGCAUGGUCUCAUAAAUUCACUCUUCCCCAGGGUUUCCGAUGCCAUUACAGGAGUUUUAGCAGAACUGAUGAAUGAAAGAAUGGAUAAGACUUCCAGUGGCUAUAUACAAGUGACGCCAGAGAACUAUCACCUGAUUGAACAGCUUAAAGAUGAGAACAUCAUAUCUGCCAACCCUUACAACAAAAUGGAAGUCAAAUUAGCUUUUUAGAGUUACAAAUUUGAGUGUAGAUUAUAUACCUCAUUUACUACGAGGGUGGAUUGAAAAAUUCGCGGCCUGAAUAUUAAAAACAAAACAGAGGUUUUUUAAUUUAUUUUUAUUUUCUACAUAGUCCCCGUCGAGUUGAAUGCACUUGUUCCAUCUGGAUUCCAGAGCCAUUACACCACUUUUGAAGAAGCUUUCCUCGAGACCUUCAAAAUAGGCAUCCACCUCAGCUUGGACCUCGGCGUUGCUUGAAAAUUUCAUACCACCCAUAUGUUUUUUUUUAAAUUGGGGAACAGAUGAAAGUCCGAUGGUGCUAAAUCGGGUGAAUAGGGUGGGUGGGGCAAUAAUUCAAACCCACAUUUGGCAAUCUUCGCCAUCGAUUUUAGUGACUGUCCUGGUGGAAGAUAACUUUCUUUGUCAACAUUCCAGGUCUUUUUAUCUUCAGAGCCUCGCGUAAUCUGCGUAAUAACUCGCAAUAAUAGUCGGAAUUUAUAGUUUUACCUCUCUGGAGAUAGUCAACCAUUAUUAUUCCCUUUGCAUCCCAGAAAACAGAUGCCAUGACUUUAUUGGCCGACAAAAUGCUUUGGCUUUUUUGGGAGGCGGAGAUCCAGGACGAACCCACUGCUUCGAUUGCUGUUAGGUCUCUGGGGUAUAGUGGUGGACCCACGUCUCGUCCAUAGUUACAAAUCUGUCCAAAAAGUCUUGAGUAUCGGCUUCAUACAGAUCUAGACAUUCACGUGAAUUAGUACGGCGAGCGAUUUUUUGUUCCACUGAAAGAAGCCUCGGGACCCAUCUCGCCGACACUUUGGAAAAACCUAAUUCGUACUAUAAUAUUUCGAGUUCUUUCAUAAGAGAUGUCUACGAUGUCAGUUAUUUCCCGCACCUUUAAUCGCCGGUCUUUCAUUAUCAUUUCGCAUAUAAUUGCCACAUUGUCCGUGUUAGUCACCGUUGUUGGCCUCCCGGGACGAGGGUCAUCUGCGAUACUAUCUCGUCCACGCUUGAAUUCAGCUGCCCAUUUUUUCACCAUCGUAUAUGAUGGACAGGAUUGCCCUAAUGUACUUUGCAUAUCAUCAUAAAUUUGCUUCGGUGUCAAUCCUUUUUUUGUGCAGGUAUUUAAUCACAGCACGCUGCUCUAAUUUCUCCAUUUUCACAAUAUCUACAGACACGUAACUUUAAAUGUGCCGUAAAAUUGCUUUUAAAUAAAGACGCCAAUUGAAAUUUCGCGGGAAGACAGUUAAAUAAUGACAGUUCAAAAUGGCGGCAGAAAAAAGAAAAAAGUUUUUUUUUAAUUGGCCAGGCCGCGAAUUUUUCAAUCAACCCUCGUACUUGUUGCUGUUUUUAGAAUGGCAUUUAAGAAUCAUGUAUGACUGCAAAAAAGCUAUAUAGUUAUUUAGCCUUCAGCAUUGUAGGACGAAGAAUGCGAAGAAAGGAGGAAGGAUGGACUUUACUUCUAUACCAUGAGGGUGCUCGCCUAUGUGUAGGAACUUUCAAAAAUUAAUUGACUUUUAAAUUAAUUGUGUUACUUAGGUAUUCAAUAAACUACAAUCAUGACACUUAGUUACUAAUGUUUUAUAUAACAGUAAUAAAAGAUUUAAAAAGCAG
Messenger RNA from Cydia pomonella (codling moth), 2791 nucleotides. RefSeq lists its product as uncharacterized. The record is from RefSeq and is a predicted model, not a curated record. Bases 533 to 1195 code for a protein of 220 amino acids. NCBI's taxonomy places the organism in Eukaryota, Metazoa, Arthropoda, Insecta, Lepidoptera, Tortricidae. The transcript is spliced from 4 exons.